AUGGAAACAGAGUUUUUAGAUAGGUUUAAAGCAAAAAAAUUUGAAGAUAUAGUUAAUCUAGAUUUAAAUAAUAAUUUAAAGUCUGUAACAUAUUUUGAAUUUUUCCCAAAAUUAAUAAAUUUGAAAAGUUUAAUUUUAAGUAACAAUAGCUUCGAGCAGGUGCCUCCCAUUGAAUGUUUGAAAUCACUUGAAGAACUCUAUGUAAGAAAUGUAAAGAUUACACAACUUGGUUCUGAAGGAACCAAAAACUAUAUUACCAAAGUUAAAAACUUGGAAAAUUUAAAACAUUAUGUAUCAAUUGGUUCGAAGUUUGACUCAACAACUAUCAACGACUAUAUAAUCUGUUAUUUAAAAAAAUUAGAGACUAUAAAUUUUAAAAAAAUUUCCCCUGAAGAAAGAGAUAAAAGUGUUUCUAAUAUAAAAGCAAUUCGUGAAAAACAAAUUUUAACCAAUAGCCCAUCAAACAAACCAAAAGCUAUACCUUUAACCUCGUCAUCGCCAACAAUAGAUAAAAAAAGACCGAAUAUAAACCCAUUAUCUUCACAACAAGCCGUAAUUAAAAACCCUCCUAAACAACAGAUAAUAGUUUCUGGUGCCAAAGUUGCCCCAUCACCCUCUCCAAAAAACACACUAAAAUCAAAUCCUCCCCCAAAUUUAAAAUUAAAAAAUACCCCCACAAAUUUAACCACAACAGUUGCACCACCCAAAAAGGUGGAUUUUAGAAUAGAUAAUAACAAUAAUAGCAGCAAUAACAAUAGCAAUAACAAUAAUUUAAUUCAAGCAAUAAAACUGUUAAUAAACAAUAUCUCAUCAAUUGAAGAAUUAAAAUUAAUUGAAGAGGAAGUAAAAAAAAGAGAAAAAAUGUUUUAA
Messenger RNA from Dictyostelium purpureum, 870 nucleotides. RefSeq lists its product as uncharacterized. Lineage: Eukaryota; Evosea; Eumycetozoa; Dictyosteliales; Dictyosteliaceae. The coding region runs from base 1 to 870 and encodes 289 amino acids. Gene Ontology annotation, molecular function: protein binding. The transcript has 3 exons. The record is from RefSeq and is a predicted model, not a curated record.